Messenger RNA from Gadus morhua (Atlantic cod), 2814 nucleotides. RefSeq names its product cytochrome P450 family 27 subfamily A member 3 (gene cyp27a3). NCBI's taxonomy places the organism in Eukaryota, Metazoa, Chordata, Actinopteri, Gadiformes, Gadidae. Gene Ontology annotation, molecular function: monooxygenase activity; oxidoreductase activity, acting on paired donors, with incorporation or reduction of molecular oxygen; iron ion binding. Gene Ontology annotation, cellular component: mitochondrial inner membrane. Gene Ontology annotation, biological process: glucocorticoid biosynthetic process; cholesterol metabolic process; cellular response to peptide hormone stimulus. The coding region runs from base 95 to 1669 and encodes 524 amino acids. The record is from RefSeq and is a predicted model, not a curated record. The transcript has 9 exons.
AGGCAACCAUUGUACGCGCAGAAGACACAACCCCCAGUAUUUCUUGGACGUUUACACAUGACUCUAUAACCGAGUGAUCUGAUUUUACGCGAAAAUGUUCGCCGGUUCACUACAUAUCGGAAGUCUUGCAUGUAGACGAGAACACGUAAACGGGAUCCAAAGAUUAUCCUCUAUUUUUGAUUACAGCAUGCGUGGCAGACGCGACAUUGCAUCCAGCACCACCUCUGUUGUUGAGCAUAACAAGCAGAAAACGAUAGACGAUUUGGACGGACCGAGUUUCGUGAGAACUUUAUAUUGGCUUAUUGGUAAAGGAUAUUUAUCAUUAUCACAUCAAAUGCAAAUUGAACACAGCAAGAUCUACGGCCCUCUGUGGAAGUCCAAAUUCGGCUCAAUGGUCCUGGUGAACGUGGCCAACGCGGACAUGAUCGCGCAGGUGAUGAGGCAGGAGGGACGCCAUCCCAUCAGGACGGACAUGCCUCACUGGAGGUUCUACCGAGAGAUCCGAAACAAGGCGUACGGACCCCUGUCCCAAAACGGAGCCGAGUGGUUGCACAUUCGCAGCGUUCUCAACCCAGCCUUGCUCAAGCCUGUGCAUGUGUCGCGGUACACCAACACCCUCAACAUGGUCGUGACAGACUUCAUCAACAGGGCCACCUGGCUGAGGGAGAAUACGGGCCAGGGUAUCGUAGUCCACAACCUGGCCGAUGAGCUCUACAAGUUUGCUUUUGAAGGAAUCUGCUCGGUGCUAUUUGAGACCCGGAUGGGCUGUCUGAACGAAGUGUUUCCAGAGGAGACUCAAAAGUUUAUCAGCUCUGUGGGGGAGAUGUUUCGUGUGUCUAUGAUUAUCCUCCUGUUCCCCAAGUUCCUUUGGCCCUACAAUCCCAUUUGGAAGCAAUUUGUUGCAGCCUGGGACCACAUCUUUAAAGUUGCGGAUAAACUGGUGCAGCAGAAGAUUGGCUCCAUCCAGGAGAAGGUGCGUCUGGGUGAGACUGUGGAGGGAGAGUAUCUUACCCAUCUGCUGCUCAGUGACCAGAUGACCCUGGAGGAGAUCCUGGCCAGCAUCACUGAGCUCCUGGUGGCCGGAGUGGACACGACGUCAAACACCGUGGCAUGGGCUCUGUAUCUGCUGGCCGCACACCCAGAGAUCCAGGAAAGAUUGUACCAGGAGGUGAUCAGCGUAUGCCCCAGAGGCAAAAUCCCCACAAGCGAUGACUUCUCAAACAUGCCCUACCUCAAGGCUGUCAUAAGAGAGACUUUACGACUAUACCCAGUGGUACCAGGGAACGCCCGCGUCACCGCUGAAAAGGAGAUCAUGGUCGGAGAUUACCUCUUCCCCAAAAGGACCCUGUUCCACCUGUGUCACUACGCCGUGUCCUACGAUGAGAGCGUCUUCCCGGAGCCCCACGCCUUCAGGCCCUCCCGCUGGCUCCGCGGAGACACCAGCCAGCCCCGGAGCCACCCGUUCGGCUCCAUCCCGUUCGGCUUCGGGAUCCGGGCCUGCCUGGGUCGGAGGCUGGCCGAGCUGGAGAUGUACCUGUUGAUGUCCAGGUUAAUGCAACAUUUUGAGGUGAGGCCGGACCCUUCCGGAUGCAAAGUAGAGGCAGUCACCAGGACUCUUCAUUGCCCUGCUCAGCCAAUGAACCUGCAGUUUAUUGACAGGAAAGAUUAGAGGGAGGAGCUAGGAGGACCACAUACAAAAAACCAACGCACUGAACUACUGAAACGUAUGGUACGACAAUAUUGGUACCCUGUCAACCAGCUCUACAUUUCAGCACCCGUCCAAACAGUUGUUGGGAGUUAGUUUCCCUCAAGGCUAAAUGCUUUAAUAAAUAUGUUGUGUCAAUAUGUUUUUACCUGCUGUCCUGGCUGCGGAGCUCACCACUAACAUCAGGACAGCUGAAACCCUCCCCUAUUUCCGCCACAGGCUGAGAACUCAUCUGUUCUUGGCUAAGGAAUAAAACAAAGCAUGAUUUAGCAUCUGCUGUAUAAAUGUAAUAUAAUGUUAUAUUUGUGAUUUUUAUGUGUUACUCCCUGGAACUUGUUUCGCUUUUGGGAGAGAGUUAAAGUGACAGACUUGCACUCUUAUUAUGUUAUCAGGAGUUAUCAAUGCGUGCACUAAUCAGCACCAAAUUGUGUUGCAUCAAAUCCUUUGCCAUCUCAAGUCAUUUCAGUUUAGAUUUCCUUCUAUUCCUUCUUGCCGAUUUAAAUGGGGGGAGCCUAUUUACCCUCCUGGCUAUGUAGCCAAUCACUGUACAUUAACGUAGCAAAGGGGAUUCAGACCACGCCCCUACCAUCUUGAGUCUUUCUAGGACCGAGUUUAUAAGAUUACUUUUGGUUGUAUAUUCAUUUACUUAAAAAAUAUAUAUAUAUUUGUAUAGUGGAUAGAAAACAUGAUAAUUUUAUGUUUUUAGAUCCUGUUUUCCGUCAAUUUUAGACGAUGGACAGCAUGAAUGUAACAAAAGUCAUUAUUUAUCCGACCUGUUAUAAUACCUUUUAUUGAUUGAUUUCACCUUUUGUAAUUUGUUAUCAAUGUUUUGUGCGAUUAUAUAAUAGGUUUGUGUUCAAACUUCCCAAUUCGCAAUAUAGGUAAGCAGGACAUUCCCUUUUUAUAUUUUAAUGUAAUUAUUUGUCUUUAUGUUUCCAUAGAUAUAUUAUCUAAAAGUUAACAAUAUAAGCAUAGACAUAUAUAGUUUAAAACAAUGCUUUGUGCCUGUUUUCUUGCAUUUGCACCAUUUAGUGCCAUCUUGUGGAGAAAUGUCUUACGGCUGUAAACCUGAUGUAGGCAUAUACCCAAAUAAAGAUAAUGAAUCCUGA